AGGAUAUUAAUCAGAAGUGUUGAUAACCCUCGUAUCAUCCCAUCCUCGGCGGCUGCAAUCGGAAGUAAAAAAGAGAAGAAUGAAAAUCCGAUCGGUAUUCGACGGCGUCGAGUUGCGAACCGAAUUCUCAAAAACUGGUAUCGAUCCAAAGUUCAUUCCAAUUAUAUGGAAGCAUAUCUUUCGAAACAGUAAUUCUGAUUCUGAUUAUUGUAAUUGGGAAUGGGAAAAACACGUUCCUUCUUUACCUUGUUCAGCUUAUUCAUUCCUCCGUUCAAACUUCAAAACUCCUCUCUCUUCUUCUCUUGACUCGAUUUUCCAUUCUUCUGAUAAUGUGACUUCGAAACUUGUCAUCAAGCUUCAAAAUGGUGAAUUUGUUGAAGCUGUUAUUAUGAGAUAUGAUACUCGUUUGGGUAAAUAUGGUGGUGAACCUCGUCCUGGUGGUCUAAGAGCUACUUUAUGUAUUUCUUCUCAGGUUGGAUGCAAAAUGGGUUGUAAAUUCUGUGCAACUGGAAGUAUGGGAUUUAAAAGUAACUUAUCCUCUGGUGAAAUUGUCGAGCAGUUGGUUCAUGCUUCUGCUUUUGCACAUAUCCGUAAUGUUGUCUUCAUGGGUAUGGGAGAGCCUUUGAACAACUAUUCUGCUGUGGUAGAAUCUGUGCGCAUCAUGUCUGGGUCACCAUUUCAGUUGUCAUUGAAAAGGAUUACCGUCUCAACUGUUGGCAUCAUUCAUUCUAUCAACAAGCUUCAUAAUGAUGUGCCUGGUUUGAACUUGGCAGUCUCGCUGCAUGCACCAGCCCAAGACAUCCGUUGCCAGAUAAUGCCUGCUGCCCGUGCUUUCCCUUUGGAAAAACUUAUGGCUUCACUGCAAGAAUAUCAAAGGAAAAGUCUGCAGAAAAUAUUAAUUGAAUACAUAAUGCUUGAUGGUGUGAAUGAUGAAGAGCAGCAUGCCCACCUAUUAGGAAAGCUGCUGGAAACAUUUGAAGUGGUAGUGAACUUAAUACCUUUCAACUCUAUUGGUACAUUGAGUCAAUUCAAAUCUACUAGUGAGCAGAAAGUGUCUAAGUUUCAGAAAAUUUUAAGGGGUACCUAUAAUAUUCGAACAACAGUCCGGAAGCAGAUGGGUGAGGACAUAAGUGGUGCAUGCGGACAAUUGGUGGUUAACUUACCUGACAAGUCUCUUGGAAAUGCUAACCCCCUAACGGAUAUAGAAGAUCUUGUUAUUUGAUAUAUUCAUAUAAGGUUAAUUCAACUCUUGGGCCGAAUUUUAAAAACUAGUCUCCUUGUUUUAUGUAUUGUUUUGAAGUUGAAAUUUAUAGAAACCAGCUGUAGAAGUUAAGACGCACUUGGUGAAGCGCAACUGCGCAAUGAUAAUCCUUGAUUUGAAUGAUCUUUGGUCCUCCUAAUAGUAUACUACUAGAAACUUCCACAAUCCAUGUCAUUUCAUCAACUCAUAUAUAAUGAUUAAUAUUUUUGUAGUUUUGCUGUUCUAA
Messenger RNA from Medicago truncatula (barrel medic), 1487 nucleotides. RefSeq names its product dual-specificity RNA methyltransferase RlmN. The record is from RefSeq and is a predicted model, not a curated record. The coding region runs from base 80 to 1222 and encodes 380 amino acids. Gene Ontology annotation, molecular function: RNA methyltransferase activity; iron-sulfur cluster binding. Lineage: Eukaryota; Viridiplantae; Streptophyta; Magnoliopsida; Fabales; Fabaceae. The transcript has 5 exons. Gene Ontology annotation, biological process: rRNA base methylation; tRNA methylation.